ACGGUCCCCAACGAUGAUGAUUCCCCCCGGCUGUCUGACAUUUCUUUGAGCAGAAAUCUGGGAUCCCUGGAGCUGGAAAGACUGUGUUAUGCUCCGUCGCCAUCGAUUAUCUAGCACAAUUGUUUGCAAAUCCUAGCUGGUCUUCUGAGGCAGCUGUCACAAGAAGUGACAAACAUGCCACAGACUUGGAAUGUGUCCAAAGAGUACGGGAGGCUGCAAUGGAUUCAAUAUGAAUUCAGAGCCCUCAUUUUGCGCUUCAAGAAGACCUUUAUCAUCCUCGAUGCUUUGGAUGAAUGCUCCAGUACUGAGGGUACCCUUCGAGAAUCAUUGGGUUUUCUUUUCAGUCUCCAACGGAGCGCAAACGUCAAUAUUCUGGCGACUUCGCGGUUUAGCGAAGAAACUGCAAGCCUUUUUGCAAAUGGAGGGGUAAUACUGGAGAUUCAAGCCACUGACGACGACGUCCGAGCAUAUAUUGACCACCGAGCGGCAUAUUUCCCGCCUUUUGUGGCCAAAAAACCCGGCCUGUUAACAUAUAUUCGGGAUGAGAUUGCAAAAUCAUCAAGGGGAAUGUUUUUACUCGCCAAAUUGUACGUCAACUUGUUGCAAGGCGAGAUCAAUGAGAAGCGAAUUCGGAAGGUGAUAGAGCGAUUCCAGAAUGGCUCUGGAGCGUAUGAUGACGCUUAUGACGAGACAAUGAAGAGAAUCGAGAGCCAAGGGCAGUAUGCUCAAGAGAUUGCCAAAACCAUAUUUGGGUGGAUAUUGUUUUCCACGCGCGAACUCUCUAUCCCUGAGAUCCAACACGCUCUUGCUAUUGAAAUAGGAAACUGCGAAUUCGACGACACAAACAUCACUGACGUCGAACAGCUGGUGUCCAUAUGCAUUGGGUUGGUUACAAUUGACGAGUCCAACUCGCUCAAGUUUGUUCACUAUACCACCAAAGAAUACUUUGAGCGGAAAUUGGAGCUGUGGUUUCCAGAUAUUCACCGUGUUCUCUCUAACACUUGCCUUACAUAUAUGUCUUUGGAUGCUUUUAACCAGGGACCCUGUACGACUGAAUUUGGCCUGAAUGAUCGACUCACCGAGUACCCAUUCUACAAAUACUCGGCUCAAAACUGGGUCCACCAUUACCGAAAGCAUCCUGGAGACGGAUCCAUGACCAUGGAGUUUCUGGCCGCCGAGGGCAAAGUGCUUGCAACCUCCCAAGCUAUAUUCGGCUUCUCGGUCGACCUCAGCUUGGUGGAAGAGCCUAGGACACUCAGUCCUAUAUCCAAGACGAGGUCGCAAGAUCCAGUCAUCAACAUGAAGGAGCCACUGACAGGUGCUCAUCUAGCAGCAUUUUUUGGUCUAACGAGUCCCCCAGCAUCCAUGGUGGAUUCGGACAUGAUCAGGGUUGAUAUCGAGGACCAUGCGGGACGCACGCCCUUGUCCUGGGCUGUUGCAUACGGGCACGAGGAGCUUUGCAAUAUGCUUCUUCAGAGAGGCGCCAAUCCUGAUACCAUGAACCACUUCGGGUUUACCCCUUUGUUCUACGCGGCAGUCAGCGGCAGAGUGGGAAUUAUGCAAAGUCUGAUCCAGGCAGGUGCCCAAGUCGAUACAGUAGAUCAAAAUGGCAGGACGCCACUGUUCCAUGCGGUUGCUGGUGACUCACCUCACCUGAUGUCUCUUGCCGUCGAGGGUGACUGUCUGGCCUCUGUCAAACUCUUGCUUAAUCACGGGGCAUCUGCUACGCCGGUAGAUAAUUUUGGCCAAACGCCGCUUUUCGCAGCUGCAAGCAAGGGACGAGAAUCAGUGGUUAAGCUUCUCAUUGAAAAAAAUGCUCAUCUGUACUAUGCGACAUCUUCUCAUUCAGGCGCAUUGGACCCUUUGGCUUAUGCCGCCAUGAAUGGCUAUGCGACCACAGCAAAAAUGCUUUUCGACGCUGGAGCCCACUCAGUAUCUGCUCACCGUGGAGACGAUGCACCAUCAUAUGUGACACUGGCCAAUCUUUUAAAGGCUAGGUCAGAAGGCCGUGAUGAUAUCUUUCGAAAUCUAAAGGACGAAGGUGCUGACCUCAACAUCCGCGAUUCCCGCCACCGUCUACCUCUGCACUGGGCAGCACUGAAUGGUGACGACAAUCUGGUCAAAUGUCUUCUAGCGAAUGGUGCUGACGUCAAUGCUAGAGAAGCAUUUGGCCGAACACCCUUAUUUUACGCCAUUUUUGGGCGCCGGCUUUCUCCGACUCUACUUUUGCUCGACCAUCUGGGUAUUGAUUUUCAAGGGACGGAUAUAUUUGGCGAUACUCCACUCAUACAAUCAUACAAGAGACAGGAUCAAGAGAAUCAGUGGAAAUUGCACAAUCUAUUGAAAAUAAAGAGCGGAGAUUAUGAAGGUCUCUUCUUAUUCAACACAAGCUUUCUCAGUACCAUCCAGACGCCGCUGGCUGCCAUUUGCGAUGCAUGCUGUCAACCCGCUAUAUGUUCAUUCUCUUGCACAAAUUGCACUUCUACCAUGCCACCGGGCCCGUAUGCUAAGAGCCGUAUGGUGAAAUAUUGCGAGUAUUGUAUUUCGGAAAAGGGGCCACACCCAUGCCCGUUGUGUGGCCACACGCUCGAGGAGCAUGGACUCUCCAAAAUGCGUUCGAGCAAACUGGAUUGGCAAAUGCGUCCAAGUCAAAAAAACCAAUAGUAUCCGAACAGGCCAAGAGUCCUCUCUCAAUUCUCACGCCGGGGCUAUUCCCGGCAAUGGCGGGCCAAGGCUGGAUGGACUCUGAACGACCAUUUUUCUACAGGGGAAA
Molecule: messenger RNA, 2773 nt
Organism: Aspergillus wentii DTO 134E9
Lineage: Eukaryota; Fungi; Ascomycota; Eurotiomycetes; Eurotiales; Aspergillaceae
Exons: 3
Coding region: 175-2664 (829 amino acids)
Molecular function (GO): protein binding
Source: RefSeq, a predicted model, not a curated record